Pogona vitticeps (central bearded dragon) is the source of this 2277-nucleotide messenger RNA. RefSeq names its product CD209 antigen-like protein C. The record is from RefSeq and is a predicted model, not a curated record. Lineage: Eukaryota; Metazoa; Chordata; Lepidosauria; Squamata; Agamidae.
CAGUGAAUCUGUGCUCUGGAAUGAUGAUUCAUUCACAAGGACUUCCAAGAAUUUCACUGCAGAAGUGACAGAUAUGUGCUUUUUGAACUCAAAAGAGGAAGGUAGGUUGUAUGUGCACAUUUCCUUCUAGUUAAAAAGUCCCAGGAUCUUUGGAUGGCACUAAAGUAGCUGUGGACUUGCUAGAUAACUCAGUGGGUAAGUCCAUCUAGCUGCAGAGUCAGGAGCUGGGGAGUGCCGGACCUCUACUUCCAGAGAGAAGAGCCAGCCUGUGCAGCCUAGGCCAAGCUCCAUGUUCCCAGAGUACCACCAGAAGUGUCAACCAGUAAAUCAGUUCUGAGUACUUUAUACCUAGAAAAUCUUGGAAAGAUUGCAGUAAGUCGGAAUCAACUUUGCAGCAUACAAUUAUUAUAUUAUUAAAGUUGCUGAGAGGAGAACCUCAUCGAGACGGGCAAGAAUGGCACCAACCAGGAUCUACCAGAAGUGUGAGGAACCCGAGCAGACUAUUAUCAGCAACCUGAGUACACAAACAGCAGCUGGUUUCCCAUUAAAAUACUGCAAGUGUGCUUCAGAGAAAACACAUGUGCUCAUUCUUUACAUUCUGAAUGGCUUGUCAUUUCUCCUGUGGAUCAUCCUACUCUCUCUGGCAUCAAAAUAUUCUGAGAUGGCCAGUGAACUUGAACAGCUGCGGAACAAUCAAACUGUACUGAGAGCAAAUGGUUCCAACAUGGAAAAUCAAUUGAAGGCGCUUCAUUCCAAGAAUUCUGCCUAUGGUUUAAAACUAAAUGAGAGUCUGAAUAUGUUGGCGAGUCAUAAGGAACUGCUAAAAGGAGUGGACAAUAAGAUGGGUAAUCUGGAAACUGAGGCCAGAAAGCUCCGGGACAACACCUUUAAGCUAACAGAUGCACUAUAUAAGAUUAACGCCUCGGCCUGCCGAGUGUGCCCAGAGGGUUGGCUGCUGAACAAGGGGCACUGCUACCACUUUCGAACAAUGAGUAAGCACUGGUCUUUUGCCAAGACAUCAUGCGAGGAGGAAGACAGUCAGUUGAUUAUCAUCAAUGACGAGGAGGAGCAGAAAUUUCUUGACUCACAGAAGAAUUCCAAGUCCUACUGGAUUGGUCUCCAUGACAUUUCGUCAGAAAACAAAUUUAUCUGGGUGGAUAACUCUUCUCCAUCAUAUACCCAUUGGAAUCCACGGGAACCCAACAAUUAUGGCCAUGGAGAAGACUGUGUUGAAAUGACCUCUUCGGGUUUUUGGAAUGAUCGUGAGUGUGGUAGCACAACAGAUGGUUGGAUCUGUGAAAAGCCCUGGCAGUGUUAACACUGUCCAGCAGGAAUGGACCUGAAACUGUGCAACUAAUGAUCCUCAUGGUUCUCUAGUUGGAUCUUCGUUGAUCAGAUCUUCCAGCAGUAGAAACUUUGACUUUCUUCAAGGUUAUAGGUUUGACAGUCUGUCUGAAAGCAAGGGAGAUGACACUGGAACCAGACUACAUCAGUGAGCCAGUGGAAAGCUAGAAUUACAGGAGAAAGUUCUAGCCUUUCUCCACCAUUCACUAGACAUCCCUGAAUUCCUGGAACUGGACAUAAAAUCUAGAAGCCCUCGCUUCAGUUCCACUUUUCCUUCUUCUACUAUGCAUCUUACAUUAACUUAGUUCUAAAUCUUAUUGAUUUUAUAUCCAGCUAAGAGUAUGAUCACAUGGAGAUACAGAUCACAAUUUCGACCACUUGUGGAGCAGUCUGGCAUGAUCUAUUACCCGUUGAUAACACAACUCACAGGGAAAUGCACUCUAUCCUGACCCUUAUUCAUGCCCAAGCGGGAUAUUUUUGAUCCAGCUGUAAAGUUCUACUUUUGGGGGGCAGGCUAAGUAAUUCCACAGCAGAUGGAAGGGUCACUUUAAGGGAGAUCACUCUGAUCAGACUGAGCUGGCUGUGAAGAUGUGCUAGGAAGAAAUUAAGAACUUGUGGAAUAUGAAAUAUGGAAUUCAGUUUCUGAACUCUUCUGUGUAUCUGUGAGGGUACAGGAACUUAAUCACUUAACCAGAGUGUGGUGUCGACCCUAAGUUAUGCAUUAUUCAUAAGUUAUAUGUCAAUGUGGUUGUGAGGCAGGGCCAAGAGAGGUGCUGAGUGGCAGAGCCUGGGAGAGAAGGAGGUCAGUCAGAGAGAGCUAGAGAAGAGGAUAGUUUGGGGGUUUAAGGCAGAGAGAGAGUAGUCAGAGAGUGACCUGUAUUAAUUAAUAUAGAAGAGAUUAAAGUAAAAAUUGAAGCUUUGUGGAACGUUAAG